UCUGUUGUCUUUAAAAAAAAUCUUUAACAUAAAGGAAGAAAAAAAAAGUCGUUUUGGUUUGUUGGUUUAAUGAAUCAAAAGUUUGUUCCAUUUGAUCUAGGGUUCCUUCUUCUUUGUGACUCUGUUUUGAUUCCUUAGGGUUUUUUAAAAUUCGAGUUCUGUUUUUUUUUUUUUUUUUUGAGAAAAUGGGUGAUUUGGCUCAGCUUGCUCAGUCUGUGAUCUUAGGUUUAAUUGUUUCUUACCUCUUGGCCAAGCUCAUCUCGAUCGUCGUCACCUUUAAAGAAGACAAUCUCUUCCUUGCUCGCCACUCCGAACCGGAAUCGGAGGUUGACUCCGGCCGCGUCGAGUUUUCUACCGUCGGUGGUGAGGCGGAGCAGGGUAGCUCGAGAGGGGAAGACGAUGAUUGGGAAGGCGUAGAGAGCACGGAACUGGACGAGGCUUUCAGCACUGCUACUCUCUUUGUUACUACAGCCGCCGCUGAUCGGUUGUCGCGGAAGGUGCCUGGUGAUGUCCAGAAGCAGCUUUACGGGUUGUAUAAGAUCGCUACGGAAGGGCCUUGUACUGCUCCUCAGCCUUCUGCUCUCAAACUUACUGCUCGUGCCAAGUGGCAAGCAUGGAGGAAACUGGGUGCUAUGCCCACUGAGGAAGCGAUGGAGAAGUAUAUUGAGAUUGUCACUCAGCUUUAUCCAACUUGGUUACACGGUGGCCUGAAAGCUGGAAGUAGAAAUGAUGCAGGCUCAAGCUCAGGAGGAACCAUGGGGACUGUUUUUAGCUCUUUGGUUUAUGAAGAGGAAUCCCAAAAUGAGUUGUAAGGAAGACUGAUGCCAUCGACGCGUUUGCUAGGGAAGGAGAAGUAGACAGAGAAGCCAUCGCCGAGUUCCUAGUGAAGCAGAAAGCUAACACAGCCUCUAAAGAUGAUGAAGGAAACUCCACCCCUCGAUCUCUGUGAAUCAGACUGGCCCUGGUUCCGAAGCAGACAGACUAAACACAAAAACUAACCGCGGAGAUGCCGCAUUGUAUAUGAUGAAGUGACUUAAGUAAAAAAGCUUUUUUCUUUUAUUUCGACUCUCACUUACCAUGUCGUUUCCAACAGUGAGUCACUUGGAUGUUUCAAAGUCUUGUCCUUUUUAAAUCUCUUCUUUUUCUUAUAUUACAACAAUCUUUUGCUGUAUAAAGAGGGUUUUUUCUUGUCAUUAUUGGAUUCUCAGGAAAUGAGUAACCGA
Messenger RNA from Brassica rapa (field mustard), 1223 nucleotides. RefSeq names its product acyl-CoA-binding domain-containing protein 2-like. The record is from RefSeq and is a predicted model, not a curated record. Lineage: Eukaryota; Viridiplantae; Streptophyta; Magnoliopsida; Brassicales; Brassicaceae. Gene Ontology annotation, molecular function: fatty-acyl-CoA binding.